AUGGCCGACGCCAGCAACAAGAAGCGCAAGAGGGACGACGGGGCACCUCCGAGCCAGCCAAAGAAAAAGGUUGCGCUGCAUGUGCCGGGGUCGAGGGUUGCCGUGUCCUCGCUUCUGCAGCCCAAGACUUGUCCGCCGAUAAUAGCUACCGCUCCUGGCCUACAGGUUCCACGAGAUGCCGCCUUUCACUUGUACCAGUCCAGACAAGGAUCACGGGCCGAGUCGAACGAGUCGAACGGGUCGAAAAAUGCCGGCACGCAGCAAAUUCUGCUGCACUCCACCUCGCACCCGAGCUUGGACUACACGGCAAAGGAAGAGGGCAACAGGGGCGCGGCCUUGGGCGUCCGCCAUUUCGUCGCCAUUUACGACGCCAAGUCGGGCAAGCUCCAGGUGGUCGAGGCGAAGAAAAUGGUGGUCCGCGGCGCCGUUCGCGCCAAGCAGGCGCCCGCCUCGGCCAUGGGCGAGGUCCAAUCCCAGCCGAGCAUGACGGACCGUCGUGCCGACCUGGGCCAAACGUUUGGCACCAAAAAGGCCAAAAAGGCCCUUCGUGACACCGUCAUCAACGCCAUCGCGCCGCAGAGCAAAGGCGGCGAUGCCGAGGCGAGAAUUGACGAUGCCGGGAGAGCAGUGUUCCAGGCCGUCGGCCAGGCCACCAGCAGGAUGGCCACCCGGGAAGCGCUCCAGGCGGCGGUUGACGCGGCCAAGCCCGUGCCGCGGGCCAACGUGGAUGCGCAAGCCGUCGAGGACGUCUACGACCCCGAGGCCAUCAUCGGCGCCGACGUGCUCAACCUGGUGCCGGUCCGGGAGUGGCAGGAAAAGGCCGAGCACAAGGAGAGCAUCCGGACCAUCUCGCGAUUCGUGGCCGCGAGGGUCAACGCCCUGGCCACGGCCACCAGCAAGGACGCCGUGACGCGGCUGAGGGUGCUGCGAUACUACAACCUUGUGCUCACCUUUUACCUGGGCACCAAGCCGGGGAAGCAGCGCGGCACGCGCCUGGUGGCGCCGCGGGAGAAGCUGCGGGAGCUGCUGGCGCCGGCGCCGGAAGCCGUGGUGGAGAACAUCCGGCGCAGGUUCUCGGACGCCGGGGUCGUGCGGAAGUACCACCUGGACCUGCUCAUGGCCUACUGCUGCGUGCUGGCGUGCAUAGUGGACGGUUUCGAGGUGGACACGCAGAACCUGCGGGAGGACCUCAGGCUGGACCAGAAGACCAUCAACGGCUACUUUCACGAGAUUGGCGGCCGCGUCAAGCCCGUGGGCAGCAAGGCCGAGGGCGGGCGGCUCACCCACGUGGGCAAACUCGCGCUGCCGCUGAGGUUUCCCAAGCAGCGGCAGAUGGCUCGUCGCCGGAAGUAG
Molecule: messenger RNA, 1353 nt
Organism: Ustilaginoidea virens
Lineage: Eukaryota; Fungi; Ascomycota; Sordariomycetes; Hypocreales; Clavicipitaceae
Exons: 3
Coding region: 1-1353 (450 amino acids)
Biological process (GO): transcription elongation by RNA polymerase I; RNA polymerase I preinitiation complex assembly; nucleolar large rRNA transcription by RNA polymerase I
Cellular component (GO): RNA polymerase I complex
Molecular function (GO): DNA binding
Source: RefSeq, a predicted model, not a curated record